Molecule: messenger RNA, 1396 nt
Organism: Aphanomyces astaci
Lineage: Eukaryota; Oomycota; Saprolegniomycetes; Saprolegniales; Verrucalvaceae
Exons: 1
Coding region: 296-1000 (234 amino acids)
Molecular function (GO): zinc ion binding; nucleic acid binding
Source: RefSeq, a predicted model, not a curated record
GCGUGAAUUGCUAUGUCCCCAUUGGGGCUCCAUCGACCGUACAAGUGCCGCGGGUCCGUCUGCCGCUCCGAGUGGACAUUCUGUUCCAAGACAAGAUUAAGAAGAGCACGGCCCCUCACGGCAAGGUGGUGGCGCCAGAUGACAUCUCAAUCAUUCCAUACCCGUUUCCAUCGCAAAACCCGCCACAGUACGAUGUGAAGGAGGCCGUUGUCGUGUACCCGUCCAUCAACGCCGUCGUGAUCGACGAGCUCGAGGACCUCGACAGUGUGAAAACGCUUAUCUUUAUCGAUUGUCCAUGGCAGAAAGCACCGUCUAUUCUGCACGACCCCGCAGUAUCCCACUUGCGCUGCGUGAAACUUGCUCGGCCACCACUCGAGUCCAAGUAUUGGCGCUACCAUUCCAGUGGCAAAGGCUGUAUUUCAACCAUCGAAGGUACACUAGUUCCUUUGUACUCAUAUGCUUUGUACACCAGCCACGGUAUCACAAACCUCGGGUCUUUGAUCCCUUAGCGGUGCACUUGAUGCUUGCGGAAUAUUCGACGGCUAAACAGCGUUCGAUCACAACGCUCCCACCUCCAGCGACAGAAUCGACUGCUUCUCCGACGGAAACUACGGCUCCACUUUUGUUUUUCUUUCAUCUCUUGCACGACCACAUCAUGAACACCCACGUCACAGACCCAAACCGCCAAGUCCACCGCGCACCCAUGAGCGAAGAGGAGAAGGAACGGCGGCGACUCUUGCGGUGCCAGAAAGAAUCGGGCAAGAAGCGCAAGUUGGAACACAAACAGUCGGUCAAAGAUCGACUAGCCGCCGAGAUCGAAGCGGGCGUGGUGGACAAGUGGCCCAAGAAGUGCUUCAACUGCAACGCCCGCACGCACGAGGCGCGGGAGUGUCCUGUCGUGUGUCGGCACUGCAAAGUCCAAGUGCAUUUCAACGGUGACUGUCCCAUGAAGGGCCAGCGCGGGCCGGCGCGCGAACCCAAGAUCACGAAAGCGCUUUGAGAUUACGUUGAAUAGAAGUUGGAUCCAACUCGGUCUUGUCAAACGCGACUCGGUCCAGCUCGGCCGUGAUCGCAGCAGCAGUAGCUUUGGUUGUUGCCCCUUGAUCGUUUGAAGCGAAUGAAUCGGUCAACGUCGACAGCGCCGUGGUGAGUUGGGACGUCGCCAGGUCAAACUUGCCCAAGACGCGGUAAGCAUGCCCUAGUCGGUAGCGCACAGCGGCGGCGGUAGGAUCGAUCGCAAGCGCGGCGAGGCAGUGGUUCACGGCGCUACGAAUGUUCUUGUGCAUGUCCAAGUACCCGCUCGCAAUGUUGACGUGGCAUGCCAACCGCAACUAUGACCAUGCAGUUUGUUGAUUGAUUGUUGUCCUUGGAAGUGGUGACGAGAGUGGCAUCGGUC